UAUGGCAGCUAGGUGGAAGAGUUUAUCGUGGAUGGUUAAAAGUUUUUAUUCCUUAAAUAGGACUCUUUCGUUGUACCAUUCACAAAAAUCAUCCUUGGUGAGAUACAAUUACAAUGAUUUAUAUACGCAAUUGAAGAGAAACUACAAAUACAUUCUAGACGAGAAAUUGGCCGCUAAAAUUGCAAAAAGGCUUGAACCUUUACGAGACGAAUCAAUAGUUGUAACAAAUCCUGGGACGGGAGUUCUUGUGAAAGCAUUAUUGAAAGCCGGAGCGAGUCAUGUUAUUGGACUUGAACCGGAGAGGAAAUUCCACCUGUCGUUAACAGACCUCAAAUCGGAACUUCCAGAAGGGGAAAGAUUUGAAAUCCUUCAUGGUGAUUUCAGUAAAAUCGACCCUCAUCUAAUGAAGAAAGAUGUCUGCAUCGCUCCAGCUAUUUCAUCCGAGGAUGUGCUUCGAUCGGUUAAACCCCAGCCGUGGGAAUCCGAUCAUUUAGCAGCGAGAUUUAUUGGUAUCGAGGCUGCUGUUAACCCUGACGUUGUGCACCGAAAUUUGUUAAGGCAUCUUGGGGCAAUAGCAGCAAAGAACGGCAUCUUCCACAAAGGGAGGAGUGAACUGACUUUUUUCUUUGCAGAGGAUCGAGCGCAUAAAAUCACUGCUCAGUUUGGGAGUAAAUAUUACAACAGACAGUCAAUCAUGUUGGAAAUGUUUUGCGAUGUAAAUAUUUUACUCCGAGAACCCUGUUCAAUGUUUUAUCCUGUUCAAAGAAAAGAAAAAGAUAGUUUUCUGACAUUGGUGAGUAUUAUACCUAAAAAAAAACCAAGUGUGGACAUAGCAAGGGAAGAUCUGGAAUAUUUAAACUACUUUAUCAGACUUCUUUUGGUUAAACCAAAAAGCAAAGUGUUAGAUGUAAUGGAAACUAUUAGCCCAGGAAGCCAUACGAUUUUUGAUGAGCUAGAGUUUGCAGAUGAUCUUACAGUAAGAGACCUUUGUACUGAGCAGAUCAGUCAGCUAGCUAGUGCUUUUUUCCACUGGAGAGGAAGAUCACUGAAUUUUUUCUAUGAUGUAGGAAGUCAUGAAGUAAGAACAAAGUAGGAAUUGAGUAACCCCAAGCGCUCUACCUGUAAUUAUCAAUAAACCUCAUUCUGAUUGUUCAUAUUGGCUUUUUAGUGACCAACUCAGACCUUCACCCCGGGUGCUUGCCUGAAUGUUUUUCUUUCAUUUUUUUCACUAUUUUGCUGAUUCUUUAAAAAUUCCAUUCUAACAGGGAACAUAAUUUAGGAAAUGAGUAGUCUGGCUAGAAAGAACUUAUAAGCAAAAAAAUUAUUUAUUUUUGAUCGCCUGAUCUGGUUGGCUGGUUCUGACUUAUGGUAUGUAACCUGAGAGAGGUGAAUAAAAUGCCCCUUGUUCCCCUCCCCCUCUUACCAACCAUAUUCUUUGUGACAAACUUUAAUGCCCAUUUUUUAAUAAUUGUAAGGAAAAACAAUCAAUUUGAUGUCACUAUUAAGUCUGGGCAAGGUGACAUUCUUUGGUAUCUUGUUUGACAAUGAACUUCAAAGUAAGAAAAUUGGCCAUUCUUAAGAGAAAUCAAAGGUAAAAAUCAUUUUAAGUCUAUUGAAUGUAAAUCAUGAUAUUUGUUGAGCCUUUGAUGUGUAUGGUUUUGGCAUUUUUUUUGGUUUCUGGGGUUCCUUCAAUUGAAAGGUCAAUUUUUUUGUGGAGAAACUAUAUAACAUGUAAAUCAUGAAGGGUGGAGAUUGAUCAUGGAAAUUUGCUCUGAGGCCCCUUUAGUCAUGUAGCAGACCUUCUGAUUAACAGGAGAAAUGUUUGAUGGGGUUAAAAGGAUCAUGUGCUGAAUGUGAUGGCAUGAUUUCAGUCAGUUUCAUUUGUUUCUGCCUGUUACAAUGAUGAUUGAUGGCAGAAUGUAACAAAAUUACAAGCCUAUCCCUGAGCCACUUUGUGGAAAGGGGCUUUAAUAAGGCUAAUAAUUUUGGUCCCUUUUUACAUUCUUUUCUUCCCUAGCAUAUGGUGGUUAAUAUCAGAGUCUGUAGGGUGUCUGUAGGAUGCAGCAAACAAGAACUUUGUAAGAGUGAGUCUAUUUUAUUAACAGA
This is a messenger RNA of Pocillopora meandrina, 2106 nucleotides long. NCBI's taxonomy places the organism in Eukaryota, Metazoa, Cnidaria, Anthozoa, Scleractinia, Pocilloporidae. The record is from the annotation of a GenBank genome assembly.